ACUCACUCUCAGGGACGAGCCCAGCUCUCCUGCAGCCACUGAGGGGCCCAUCUUAGACACCUGCAAGAGACUCUCCCACAAGCUUUCUCCACGCCGGGACCUCCUGACCACGACUCUUUUCUCAGCCUCCACACACGCUCCCUGCCAGCAGCAUCCUGGCUUUUAGCAGCUGGGGUAGCACAAAAUCCCAACCUCAGAGGUGGCAGAGAGACUGCGUGGAAGGAAGGUGCGAUGGGGAUCAGGCAGUCAAGGACCAACUCCAAGGACAAGGACCCCAAGGGGAUGCUGCUCCUGAGGAGGAGGAAGAAGUUCUCCCCGUGGGAUGACACCCUGCUCUCAGGAAAGGACCCACGGUCCCUGCUGAAGCAGGGCAUGUGCCACGUCAGCUUUUGCUUGGUCACAAAAGGAAUGACAGACAUCCCAGACUUUCUGUGGGGCUUGUCCGAGGUCCAGAAACUUAAUUUGUCUCACAACCAGCUCCGGAUUCUCCCUCCCGAGGUGGGGCGACUGACUCAGAUUGUGGUCCUGAACUUGUGCGGGAACCGCCUGAAGAGUCUGCCCGGAGAAAUCAGCCUCCUCCAGGGCCUCAAGGUUCUGUUCGUCAACAUGAACUGCCUGACCGAGGUGCCAGCCGAGUUGAGCCUGUGCAGGAACCUGGAGGUCCUGAGCCUGUCGCACAACUGCCUGUCCCAGCUUCCGGCCAGCUUUGCUGACCUCUGCAGACUGAGGAAGCUGAACCUCAGCAACAACCGUUUCGUCCACAUCCCCAUCUGCGUGUUCUCCCUGAAGCAGCUGGAUUUCCUGCACGUGGGCUCCAAUCGCCUGGAGAACAUCGCAGAGAGCAUCCAGUGCCUGGCCAGCCUGCAGAUCUUCAUCGCCGAGAGCAACAACAUCCACUCCUUCCCCAGGUCGCUCUGCCUUGUCACAAGCCUGGAGCUGCUGAACUUAAACAACAAUGACAUCCAGACCCUCCCCAAUGAACUCUACCUGCUGUGUAGACUGGCCAGGAUUGCUUGGAAUCCCAUGGACAAAGGGCUGCACAUUUCCCAUAACCCUUUAGCCAAGCCCCUGCCGGAAGUGGUAGAGGGGGGCCUGGACAUGCUGUUCGGCUACCUGAAGGACAAAAAACACAACUGACGUGGGCUCUGGAGGCGUGGACAGAAGCCAGCUCCUCUGCACGCUGUCAACCUGGGUACUUCUCUAGUCUACGCUUUCUACUCCCAUUGUUAGUAUCUGUCCAUGCUUUUGUUGAUAUUUGCUAAAUUGUUGUUAAACAUCCGUCCUAGGCAGGUGUUUGCUUUUAACUCUGUAUGUUCUUAAUAACCUCAAGAAUAUUAUGUUCAUCUCAUUCUAAACACAAAUUGAAAUAGCCUUUUGGUUUUCUCCAAAGAGAACUGCUCUGAUUCUUCUGAGGAGCAGUGAGAGUCAGCCCUUGCAAUAGUGGACAACAGGUGUGAAUCUGAUGAAAUUCAAAAGUCAAAUAUUUACUAAGUAUGUACUGUGUGCCAAGUACGGUAGGAGGCACUGAAACCACCUGGUUUCAGAUGGUUCUACCCUUGAAUGGGCUACCUGUGGCCAGUGGCAAGAGCAAGACGUGUCCUUCUGCAGCCUCAGCCAAGCACUGCUUGGGACCAACAGGCACCAGAGCCACACUCUGCUGCCAGUGACCAAAACAAGUAGAGCCUUCCUCUCAAGUUCAGGGGAAACAGCCAUAGUGAUGUUUUUCUUUAGACUGGCUGUAGAGUCGUGAUCAAGCUGCCCACGUUUAUGUCUGUGCUGAGUAAUGGGGGUAGCAUGACGGCUUUCAGAUAAUGAACAUGAACUGACUUUAAUGUGUAGUUUCAGCCUUUCCCAGUCCUCCACCCACAGUCAUGUUCCUGAGCUUCUGUUUUAGAGAUAACAGCCAGUACUCAAAUGAUCCCACUCUAUGCUCAUGUCUUCCCCUGACUAGAUUCGUCCUCCCAGAAAUAGUCUAAUCAUUGGAAUAAUGUGGCCAAAACUGGCCGAAAGGCAGGAAAGAGGAGGUGAGACAUAGACAAGCCACAAAAAAAGUAAUUACCCUUUUAGAAUUCAGAAGAGGAAGAUAUUGGUUUUCUCAUGUGGACAUUAAAAAUGUGAGUUUAGUGACAUUUCAAAGCUCUUCGGACAAAAGGCCCUAUGAAAACAUUGAGUUUGCUCGGUUUUUGAUGUUAAGAGCAUACAGCUGUUAGAUAAACACAGACACCAGGACAAGCAGUGACAGUGUCCCGGCACCAAGAGUCAUUGGAUCUUAUUGCUACAGCAGCAGCCAAAAGCCGCAAGACAUUAAUAUUUAUUUAGAGUUAAAGAAUUAGAGUGACAAGGUGGCAGUGAAGAAAGCAUAGUCCUUCAGGCCCAGGAAGGGCCAAUCGCUGUUUUCUUGGCACAUCUGUCUGCAGAACACAGCAAACAAGAUCGAGACUUAGGAUUUCCAGUUGCUGCCAAGGCUUGCAUAAACUUCUUCGCAAUACUCAGUUUAAUUCAAUUAAACUUAUGUUUACUAGCAUCUUCCCCAGUCUGGAAACUGGGCUGGGGACCCGAGAGGAAUAGUACUCAGCUCCCUCUACCAAGGAGCUCACAGUUUGGUAAAGAAAUAGACCAGGGUUUUCAUAAUGUGCGGCAAGUUGGGAUCCCUGCUGGAGAGCCAUGUGGGCAAUGACCUGGGGCAAGAGUAACACCCUGCAUGGUGUAGACUGAACCUGAAGUCUCAGUAAUGAGAGAACAGUAAGCAAAGAAUACAGUGGGAUGAAUCAGCCAAGCCCUUCAGUCACCGCAGCCAUCCAACCCUAAUUCCUGCCCCCACCUUUUUUCACCUCAUUUGCAAAAAGCAGCAAAGAGCUGAGAGGCCAGGCAUAGCUCGUUCUCGGGUUCUGAGCUUAGGCAAUUUUAGGGUGGAGCUUCUGUCUUACUUUUUCUAAGAGCUGCUCAAAGGGAAUUCAUAUAACUUAUUCGUAGGAGCAAGUGAUUUUUCCCAAUAGACCACAAAGUCAAUAUUCCCUUCCAUAAAAGAGGGAAGCCAAUUCCUGCUUUAUCAUCAGAUACCACAGUUCCAUUAGCACAUUUGUGCAUGAGCUCCUCUGCUGAACUGUUGCAAACAGACCUUACCAGUGUCACUUGGAGGUGGCUAAAGAAGCCUCCUCUGAAUCUCCCUCCAGCAGCAACUGGAGACCUGCAUAUCCAUGCCAGGCAUACACAGGCACACUCCAAAAUCCUCCCCCACAUUAGCUUGUUGGAGCCAAGACUAUUUAAAGACAUCAGUGGAAUCUUACUUGACCUCCUGCCUCAGUGGUAAUACCGAGCCUUCCUGUGCAGAACUGGGUAGGUCACUUACUGACCUUGGGCUGGAGCCCACACAGCUGUCAGACAAACACCAGCGCAUGCCAGGAUCAUGCCUGCGUGUCUGCUGCUGAAGAACCACUUGGGCUCCCCCUGAAUUUCUGUGACCUUGCUAUGGGCAGGCGGGGACAGCAGUACUGCACUUUUCCUGCUGAGCCAUCAUUUCAUUUCCUCUCACAGCCUUUUCAGUCACUUGAUCCCACAGUAACUCUACUCCAGGGAAAGAAUGUAACCAUAUUUUGAAGGUGACCCAAGAGCUUACAGUACUUUUUAUAAGGAAAAAAAUAGUAUCAAGUUGGUUGCCAGCUUCCAUGGGUGCCUUUCAAAGUAUAGCUAAGCAAAGUUUUCUUUGUUAACACUUAGCACUGAGGAAAUCAUGAAAGUGUAGUAGUUGCCCGAUGUGCUUUAGGUAUUGAUUCCUUGUGAAUGCUCCUUUUUAUUGAUAAAGGGGAGUGCUGAGCAAAAAUCUGGUUAAAAUGCUUAUUCAAAACACUAACAUGGAGGGAAUUUGCUAUAACCUUCAGUGUCUUUGCUGUCAGAUGCUACCGUUGCUGACUGGCUAUGAAACGCUCCUUUCUUAUUUUUUGUGCUUUGAAUACUGCCACAUUCAAUAACGCCCAGGUAUUUAUAAAGCUUCUGAAAUCAGAGCACUGAGAAUGACUGCAUUGGCUGCGGAACAGGUUUAGCCAAAGAAUAUGAGCUAAUUGGGUGCUUGAUAUGGGGAGCUGGCGGCUCACGUUCUUGACGAGGCUGUGGUGUGCAUGUCACUUGGCUCGGCACGGAAGGACUCAGUGUGUGCUCAGAAACACCUUUUGAAGCAGCUGCAGCUCACAAGCAUACCAUUAAGAAGAAAUUCUAGGUUCCUAGGGGAGGAAAAAGACUUUGAAAAGACACAUCUGUUCAAGGAAUAAUACUGCCAAAUGCAUGAUACUCUGCGUGUUAGAAAGAAAAAUGUAGUCAUUACUCAGCUUGUUGACUUAAUAAAUGGCUAACAGAAGAAAUGUACUCCAUUCUCAGGCUUUAGUUAAUAGACUGCCUUUCUGUGCUAUCCAAAGAUAGAGUGACUUCAGGAAAGCACCUGGAUUUCACAACAGAGUCAUGCUUGUGCUGGAAAGAUAAAAGAGGGAAUGCUGUUACUAUUUGUAAGGAUGCAUUAAACUAAACCCUUUUCUUUUGGCAAUGGAUAUUGCAUUUUGAAAGUCCAUUUCAUGUGCCUCAAGAUAUACUGAAUAUACAUUUUGAUAGCCAUGCAUUGAAAGCAGAGGAAGAUGGAAGAGCUGUGGGCUCAGUCACUGGAAACACAUUCAGGCAUCAACAGCCUGAGAUUAUGGGGGUGAGUGAGUCCUGGAGGCAUGACUGGGGUGCUUUUUUCACUAAUGUACACAUGCUGGAGGAGUCACCUGUCAGGAUGGAGUCAUUGAGAUUCUGUUAAAAUUGGUAAGAAACUAAAGAAUGAGUUCACUAAAUGAUGCAAAACAAACCAAAACAAAACAAGAAAGCAAAAAAUUUGAGCUGCUAGAUUAAGCCAAUAUGAAGAUCCUAAAUACUGAAUUAUGCCAUCACUAUCUACUAUUUAAGUAUCUAAGUGCUCCCUACCCUCUCAAUUCAUAAAAGAGCUAUUUUUCAGUACUCUAUAACAUACACUUGAGAAACACAAAACACUCAGCCUAGAGUUAAUGUACAACUAAGUACCAGUACCCUAGGUGUAAUUUUAAAAUUAUGAUUAAUUUAGGAACACCAAAAUACAACCCUUUCAUGUAUUUUAAGAAAAUGAAAAAAAAAUUCAGGGGAACGUGAAAACUACAUAAACAAAUAAUGAGAAUUUUGGCCUUAUUGACAAAACAAUGUUCUACGAGUAUUUUAAGUUACCUGUCAUGUUACACCUCGAAUCCAAAGCAUUGCUAAUUUAAAAAAAAAAAAAAAGGUGACAGACAGCAUGGUAAUAAGAGGGGAAACAGACAGAGCAGGCUAAUAAUGACUUGGGAGAGCUGGGGCGUCAUCGGGCGAGCAUGACAGAAAGCGAUUAGCACGAAGCUCGCUAUGCAGAUUUUUUUAGUCGUGUCAUAGGAAUCGACUUGCAAGCUUACUUUGUGUUGCUUCUAGACUCCUUAUUUCAGCACAGAACAGAAUCUUAAAGGCGAACUGGAGCCAUAUCAAAGUAUUUCCUGACACUUUUGAGAGGAAGAGACAUGAUGAAAAGCACAAGACUAGGCUUUGAUGGUAGGAGCUGGAGCUGCUGACAGAACCUCACAGGAUCACCCAUAACUCUCUGGUCUUGAGUGACUGAAGUGUGCCAGGACAUGCCACUUUAGGAAGUCUCUGUUUUCUUCUGGUCUCCUGAGCAUCAUGCCUACCAUCCUAUGCACGUGCAUGAGAUGAGGCUCAGUGGGGUGGCGGGAAAAGCUCUGGACCAAGAGCCGGGUGUGUGGGUCACGUGGCACUUACUGAGCAUCUGUGUGUCCUGAGGCUUUGUAGGUGCUGGGCACACAAGGAUGGGACAGCUGCCUUCCCCCAGAGGCUCCCAAAGAAGAGGAGAUUCAGCUAAACACAGUGCGAUUCUGUAACAACGACUGCCUUAAGAGAUGUGUGAGCAAGAGCAAAGGCAUUCGGAGAGAUCAUAGGAUGGCAGAGGGCCAGCAUAAAUGACAUGGUGUGGGGCACACACAGUCAACACAACAGUUGCAGCCCUGACAGUUCCUCUGUUUCAUUUUGUCUUGAUGGAAAAUUUGUGCAUCCCACUGUUCCAGAGCAGUCUCCUUUAUAUCACCUUUGUGGCAUUUGUCCUUUUCUUCCACUGGAACCUAAGAUGUGGGGCAGACACAUGGCAGAAGAGGGGCACAGCAUGUCCUGGAUCUGAGGGGUGCUCCUGAGCUUCUCCUCUAGCGCACUAUAGGCCAGGGUCCUUCCCCAGCGUUCUGAAAGGACCCUGGGUUGGCAGUGGUCCUCGAUGCUGGCUGGCUGUUCAUCAGAAUCCCCUGGGGAACUUCAAAAAAAGAAAGGCUUGUGCCUCAAUGUGAGAGACUCUGAUGUAGUUGGUCUCGGUGAGACCAGGCUUCUUCCUUUCUUUAAAAGCUCCAUAGGUAAUUCCCUCACUCAUUCUGGGUUGAGAAAUGCUGAUGUAGGAGCUUCCCUAAAUGGUCGGAGAUGGGACUGUGAGGCCAAUGGGGCCGUGAACCUAGCAACCAAAAGAGGACAGUGAAUGGAGGGGGCUCCGAGCCUGGUCAGCAGGUUGCAGCCCUGCCGAUGGUCGAGGGUAGGGCCUGGCAUGUGUUGUUCUAACAAGCACGGCAGGUGUUCUCUCCAUAGCCUGGUCUGGCCGAGUGUGUGUUCACUGGAAAAUGUGGAGCUCUGGUUCCCUGACCCAGCUGCCUCUGGGUGCUGCUGACUCUCCCGACCAUCUCUGCCCUUAGAUGGGGUACUCCUUGAUGCCUGUUCUCUUUGCAUCCAGUAGAGGAGAGAUACUCAGUACUAAUGCACUGAAUGAAUGAAUGAGUGAGUGAGAAAGGCAAGGAGAAUGCACGGAUCACUGCACCUCCCUGGGCCUCAGUUUUCUACAAAGUGAGGCAAUUGAACUCACUUUAAGCUCCUUUCAGCUUUGAAAUUCUAUGAUGGUAUUUUUUUCUUUUUACUUUGUUUUCCUCUUAUUUAAUGCUUCAGUAAAUAGAUACCUGAGCUUAUAAUUAUUUUGGAUUGUUCAAGAAAAGCAAAAAACAUCUGGAGAUGGUUGAGAUUGGUGUUAGUGCUUUAAUACAUCCCUGCAGCACCAUAGAAAAUGUAGUUUUAAUUUUGGUUGACAUUCAAAAGUCUAACAAGAGAUAGGCCUGUACCGAGGGUAAAUCUAGAUAGAUUUGCAGACCUCCAAACUGCCUGGAUUCUAGCUCUAAUUUUUUACUGGAUUGGUGGCUCAGAGGGAAACACGUGCUUGGCUUUGUUGAUUGAUUGAUUGAUUGAUUAAAAACUUACCUGAUUUACUUUUCUGGAAGAGAUAAAAUUCUUAAUUAUCUGUCUUCCCUAAAACAAAACAAAACAAAAAGAUAUAAAGAAAUAUCUCAUUGGAUUUGGUUCUAUAAUGUGAUUUGAGCACUUAGAGCUGAACCCUUUCCUCUUGAAAAAAGAAAGGGAAGCCGGGGUGUCCCAAAGUGUGAGUGGAGGAAGCGUCACAACAUGAUCGACCCCUUCUCCAUAGAACCCCCUUCACAUGCACGUCUGAGUCAAACCUGGAUUCUUGCUACACAUUUUCAGAAGCAACUUUUGCAUAUGAACACACGUGAAGCUGCAAAAUAACUCUUCCUUUGGUAUCUUUGAUUCUUAAUAAUAUCACUGUUCUCUCCACCUUCACGGUUUUGAUCAAAGUCACAAACUGAUGUUUUCUACAUUGCGGAAAUUGGAAAAUAAAAGCUUCAAUUUGCUUUGACUAACCUUUAUUAUAAGAGGGCAAUAUACAAUUGUACAUGACAAUCUUGUGGAAUAAUCUUGUUGCCAUAAGUAAUUUGAGAAUUCAACAUACAGUUCUGGUAUUACCCUCCUCAGCCAAGAAAUAUGAGAAGGUUUAAGGAUUUGCAUUCUGAACAUCACAGGA
This is a messenger RNA of Cynocephalus volans (Philippine flying lemur), 7933 nucleotides long. RefSeq names its product leucine rich repeat containing 30 (gene LRRC30). Lineage: Eukaryota; Metazoa; Chordata; Mammalia; Dermoptera; Cynocephalidae. The transcript has a single exon. The record is from RefSeq and is a predicted model, not a curated record. Gene Ontology annotation, molecular function: protein binding. Bases 232 to 1137 code for a protein of 301 amino acids.